UCCAUUCUCUCUUAAAAACCGCCUUCUUCACAAUCCUUCCUUUCAUCGCUCUCUCCUACUCACCAUGACGUCUUUCUUCUUAUCCUCUCUCUCUUCCGUUCCGCCCCCAAUCCAGCUCCUAUAUCUAUCUUCCCCAGUUCUUCCCCAAUCCCAACCUGUAAUUCCUCUGUUUCUGACUGUAUGAAGAUUCCCAGCCCAAUGUUGUGUGUUCGUCACACACCCUCAAUGAAUAGAUCGAUUUUUUUCGAUCUGGGUCUGUUCGAAAUGAUUAUUUGCGGUAACUGAUUGUUCCAUCAUCACGGUCAUCGCCACCGACCACCACCGCCGCCGAAUCCGCCGCCGAGCCCGCCGCCACCCUGUUGUUGUUGUUGUCGUUGUCGUCCGACAUGGAGGAGGGACAGAGACAGUCGAGGAGCAUCAUCUUCAACAAGUAUGAGAUGGGGAAGCUCCUUGGCCAAGGGAAUUUCGCAAAGGUCUACCAUGGAAGAAACCUCGUCACCAACGAGAGUGUUGCGAUUAAGGUGAUUAAGAAGGAGAGGCUUGAAAAAGGGAAGGACAAGCUCAUGAAGCAGAUCAAGCGAGAAGUCUCUAUAAUGCGAUUGGUCCGGCACCCACACAUCGUGGAGCUGAAAGAAGUCAUGGCGACCAAAGGAAAGAUCUUUCUGGUUAUGGAGUAUGUUAAAGGCGGCGAGUUGUUCGCUAAAGUCGCGAAAGGAAAAUUGAAGGAAGAUUUGGCGAGAAAGUAUUUCCAGCAAUUGAUUUCCGCCGUCGAUUUCUGUCACAGCCGCGGCGUCACUCACCGGGAUCUCAAGCCUGAGAAUCUCUUCCUCGACGAAAACGAGGAUCUUAAGGUCUCCGACUUUGGCCUUUCUGCGUUGCCGGAGCAGCGCCGGUCCGACGGGAUGCUCGUGACUCCGUGUGGGACGCCGGCUUACGUGGCGCCGGAGGUCUUGAAGAAGAAAGGCUACGAUGGGUCGAAAGCAGAUAUCUGGUCUUGUGGGGUAAUUCUCUAUGCUCUGCUUUCUGGGUAUCUGCCAUUUCAAGGUGAGAAUGUGAUGAGAAUUUACAAGAAGGCAUUCAAAGCUCAGUACGUAUUACCAGAUUGGAUUUCACCCGAAGCAAAGAAUUUGAUCUCAAAAUUAUUAGUGGUCGACCCAGAAAAGAGAUAUUCGAUCGAAGACAUCAUGAAGGAUCCGUGGUUUCAAUAUGGGUUCAUGAGGCCAAUCGCAUUUUCAAUGAGGGAACCAAAUUUUGAAGAUUUCGCAGAUAAUGACAACAUCGAAGAAGUCGAAGAAAUGGUGGGAGGAGGACGACAGGGAGGGGAAAAUAAUAAUAAUAAUAACCCAGCACAAUCACGUCCAUUUUACAAUGCGUUUGAGAUAAUUUCAUCAUUGUCACAUGGGUUUGAUCUGAGGAGAUUGUUUGAGACGAGAAAGAGGUCGCCGUCGAUGUUCACGACAAAGUUCUCGGCAGCGGCGGUGGUGGGGAAGCUGGAGGCGGUGGCGAGGAAGUUGAAUCUGAGGAUAACGGGGAGGAAGGAGUACAUGAUGAGGAUGCAGGGGACGACGGAGGGAAGGAAAGGGAAGCUGGGGAUGACGGUGGAGGUGUUCGAGGUGGCGCCGGAGGUGGCGGUGGUGGAGUUUUCCAAGUCCUCCGGCGAUACGUUGGAGUACGUGAAACUGUGUGAGGAACAAGUGAGACCUGCGCUGAAAGACAUAGUCUGGAGCUGGCAAGGUGACGCCAAUCCUCAUCCAUAAGCUCAAGGCAGAGAUAUCAAUGUUGGAGGAGAGAUUGAUUCUAUGUAAAGAAGAACAAUAAUUUGGGGAUGUUUUUUAUUUGAUUUAUUUCUACUACUGCUACUAUUAUUUAAUUUGGGUGCCAGGCUUGUGAAUCCUAUUAUUUGUAGUUUAAAUUUCCAAGGCUGUGACUGUGAACUGAGAAGAAGAGUGAGCAAAGAUUAUUCAGGGUCUUGAAACGUUA
Neltuma alba is the source of this 1980-nucleotide messenger RNA. RefSeq names its product CBL-interacting serine/threonine-protein kinase 5-like. The record is from RefSeq and is a predicted model, not a curated record. Gene Ontology annotation, molecular function: ATP binding; protein serine/threonine kinase activity. The transcript has a single exon. Gene Ontology annotation, biological process: protein phosphorylation; signal transduction. The coding region runs from base 387 to 1757 and encodes 456 amino acids. NCBI's taxonomy places the organism in Eukaryota, Viridiplantae, Streptophyta, Magnoliopsida, Fabales, Fabaceae.